CCGUCUGCUACAAGUGAGCUGCGUGGCCAGAUUAGCGAGGUAUCCACUCGACACUCAGGUCUGCUCCGUGGCUCUGCUUGGAUAUAACGGCAUACGGUACCGACUGCAGCCGUCUACGUUACCCAAACGGGCCCCCAUCAAGAGCGACGCUACAGGGGUGGUGUCACAGUUCACGUUCAUCGGAGUGGAGGAACGGGCGGUGUUCAAGUCAUUCAUCACCAACGGCACAGGUACAGCCUCCUGCAUCUACCUCAAGCAGGACUGUGAUUACCGUCCCGAAAAGUGCAUGACGUCACUGUCAGACGAGUGCAGAGGGACUGGUUGUGGCCACUGCUUCCUCGUCAUCGGGGACUGCCAACAUCAACUGGAGACCUGUCAGCAGUACAUUGAUGGUAACUAUUAGUUUGCACCAUGCCACACUGUUAGGAGGGCAAACCGCUCAUAUGGCUACUGAGACUAACUACUUGAAUGCUUGUUGUUUCAGACACCAGCGCGUUCACGUCCCUGGAAGUCCAUGUCCGGCUCCGAAGAGUCCUCUGGCGGUACAUCCUCACCGCCUACCUCCCGUCCACCGUCGUCGUUACGGCGUCUUACCUGCAAACGUGGCUGUCGCCCUCACAAGCCGCCAUUUCUCCCAGAGUAGUUCUCGGCGUGAUGUCGGUACUGACAAUGAUCAAACAAAUGGGGAAGACUGUGCGCAUGCCCUGGGUUGAUGAACCGAGAGCAGUUGACAUCUGGAUGCUGGGGUGUCUAUCGUUCGUGAUUGUGGCACUUCUGGAGACGGCUGUAACACACUACCUCUCAUUGACCACUCAAGAGAAGGAGAAGAAGGAAAUCCGUGCAGAGAAGCGGGAGAGAGAACGGAACCCGCCUGUCCAAAUACCCCGACCUGGACUGAGGGACUCAUCGGUGAGGGCUCACAAGCCAUCCGAACACCAGAAGACCGCGAUCCCCGAGGAGCCGAUAUCCAUCCCUCGAGCACGACUGAGCAAGCCCUCCAGGCUUAGGUGGCACCAGCUGACUGAUAAGGAAUGGGUGGUGGUGAUCAAACAAAAAUCAAAGGUUAAUGAACUCAAGCAGUCAGACGACAAUGUUGUUAAGCCGCGAGACCAUGACAGCAGCCCAACUGUCUCGUACACUCCUCCCACGAUGAUGUCCCGUACCAUGUACACAAACGUGCCGGCUUUUGACGCUAGAGCCGUCGGGCCGAGUGCAGCCGAACGGGCUGACAGCAUGGCGGGAAAAACAGAUCGACAUGCCAGGGUCAUACUGCCGGUCCUUUUCCUUAUAUUUAGCAUUGGAUAUUGGAGCUUUUAUCAGUAUUAAGUGGUUAAGAUACAAAGUUAAUUGCCUUGUGAUACUACUGUACCAUUGUGAUUGUGUAGUUUUGUAAUGACUGCCGGAAUUGUUUAGAAAUGCACUAUAUUCCAUGGUAGGAGUCUGAAAAAGAGAUGGAUGUCGCUAGAUGUCAAUUAUGGAAAUGAUGACCUUAUUUGCAUAAGCUAUGGGAAAGUGAUCUGUCUACAUAGUGGUAAAAAUGUAAUUGAAGAAGUGAUUUGGAAUCAUAAG
Messenger RNA from Branchiostoma floridae (Florida lancelet), 1569 nucleotides. RefSeq names its product probable ligand-gated ion channel 46. The record is from RefSeq and is a predicted model, not a curated record. Gene Ontology annotation, cellular component: membrane; neuron projection; synapse. The coding region runs from base 469 to 1326 and encodes 285 amino acids. Gene Ontology annotation, biological process: nervous system process; chemical synaptic transmission; signal transduction. Lineage: Eukaryota; Metazoa; Chordata; Leptocardii; Amphioxiformes; Branchiostomatidae. The transcript has 5 exons. Gene Ontology annotation, molecular function: neurotransmitter receptor activity; chloride channel activity; transmembrane signaling receptor activity.